CAUCGAAACACGUUCAUUCUUCCGUUGGACUACUCGCCGGGAUGGGAUGGCGUGCUCCGGGAGAGCGAUCGGUGUUGUUUUUGGUCGAACGAGUCAAACGCGAUCGCGGCCGAAUGCUCGAUUCGACUUGACGUUUUUUUUUUUUUUUUUUUGUAUACCCAGCACUGCGCCAAGCUAUGCGCUGAUAAGUGACCAGAGGAGAUCUAUGGCUCUGGCUCUGGCUCUGGUGGUGUUCGGGAUCGCGAGGGGACCAAACCCACGAAAGUACCGCCGUGACAUCGAAGGCGUCCACACACAGGCGUUUCGUCACCACUGACCGCGCGCGCACGCUACUCACAACACAGAGCCACGAAGCCGAGCGCGGAAGUCGCACAAGUCGCAGCGCAGUGACGUCGCCCUGCCUGUGACGUUUGGGAAAAUUCCGCUCGUGAUGCGGCCUCCGCUUAAGCAGCCGCCAGUGUGGCUGUUACCGCUCCUGCUAUCAACUUCCGGCUGGGCUGCGCCACUGCUGCGGGAUCGAAGUGCGAAGAGCUUCAUCCCGAUCGGUAACAGUGUUGGCGAUGCGGAACAGGAAUCGCUGGUGACGCUUGGACGGUGCGCAGCGAAGGAACGUCUGCUGCACGUCGAGAAUCUGACGAUCGUCAAAAGCCCGACGACCACGCUCACCGGAACGCUUGAGAUCCACAUCGAUCCACGGUUUGCGGUGAGCUGUGUCCUUGCCCGCCCCAAAACACCGUCCAGUCGGGCCGCACUGCACGGCUAUCGGUUCCUCCGGCCCAGCUGCAUUGAGAUCCACGUGCAGGAGCAACAAGAGCUACCAUUCGGACGGACGGACGAAUCCUCCCUGGAUUAUCGGCUGCUCGUCUAUGGGGUGCCAGCCUAAGGCCAGCUGUAGCUGCAGCCGCCGCCUAGCGGUUAGUGGCGGAAGCCCCAGGGGUCGGGGGGGCUCGCAAAACAACAACAAUAAACACGCUCCGCAGCUCUAGCUCGCUCACACAAUGUAGACGGACCCCCGCGGGUA
Messenger RNA from Anopheles aquasalis, 1021 nucleotides. RefSeq lists its product as uncharacterized. The record is from RefSeq and is a predicted model, not a curated record. Lineage: Eukaryota; Metazoa; Arthropoda; Insecta; Diptera; Culicidae.